CUCCACUUGUGUUUAUAUUUUCACUAAACUACAGUACAUCUUUUUCUUUUUUUUCUUUUUGAGAAAGAAAUUUUUUCUAAUCUGAUUCAACUCGGUUUUUCUUUUUUUUUUUCAUAUAGAAAAUGUCGCAAGACCUGUUUAAUGUCCCUAUUUUCUUUAUCAUUUUUCGAGAGACAUGUGAAGCAGCCAUUAUUGUGUCUGUAUUACUGUCAUUCUUGAAGAAAGUGUUUGACACUGAUUCACUUAUUUACAGACGUUUGCGUAACCAAGUAUGGAUUGGGGCCGGGCUAGGUCUAUUCAUCUGUCUCUGUAUUGGUGCUGCUUUCAUUGCUGUUUGGUAUACUGUGCUUGGUAAUCUUUGGGGAAACUCAGAAUACAUCUGGGAAGGUGUUUUCUCUUUGGUGGCUACUGUCAUGAUCACAAUGAUGGGUUUAGCCAUGUUAAGAACAGAAAGAAUGCAAGAGAAAUGGAAAGUAAAAUUGGCAAAAUCAAUGGAAGACAAGGGAGAAAAACUCGGAUUCAAGGCAUGGAUGCAAAAAUACUCCUUCUUCUUUUUACCAUUCAUUACAUUAUUGAGAGAAGGUCUUGAAGCUGUUGUGUUUAUCGGUGGUGUCUCACUCAAUGUUACUGCCAAAUCUAUUCCUAUUGCUGCUAUUAUGGGCUUCAUUUGUGGUUGCAUUGUUGGUCUGAUUAUCUAUCGCGGUGGUAGCCUUAUUCAGUUGCGUUGGUUCUUUAUUGCAUCUACAAUAAUUUUGUAUCUCGUUGCUGCUGGUCUGAUGUCAAAGGCUGUUGGCUUUUUAGAGCAAGACGCUUGGAACAGAGUCAUUGGUGGUGAAAGUGCUGAAGAAAGUGGAAGUGUCAUUGGAUACAAAGUAACUACUGCUGUUUGGCAUGUAUCUUGGGGAGACCCAGAAAAGAACUCUGCCGAAACUGGUGGAUGGCAAAUCUUUAAUGCUAUUCUUGGUUGGAACAACACUGCUACUAUUGGUACCAUUAUCAGUUAUUGUCUUUACUGGGUUCUUGUUUCCCUUUUCCUUGUCUACAUGCAUUGGAAGGAACAUCGCGCAGCACUCAUGAAGCUUCAAAGAGGUGACUGGGAGCCUAAUGGUGAUGUUGCCCUUGACCAAGCAAAGAAGUUUAUUGAUAAAGAAGGUGCUAUCGUCGGUCAAGAAGAACAAGCUGUUGAUGCACAAAAUUUUACUGGUGUCACCAUUAGCGAUGCUCAUGAAGAAACCAUUGAAAUAGAAACAUUACAUAAGAAGCUUGAAUCAAAAGCUUAACACUUACUAUCUUAGUUGUAUUAAUAUAAACCACCAGUAAUAAUUAAAAAAGUAAUAGCUUAGUUGACAGCUGUAUUCAAAAAAAAAAAAAAAA
Gilbertella persicaria is the source of this 1374-nucleotide messenger RNA. Its product is annotated as iron permease FTR1 family-domain-containing protein. Gene Ontology annotation, cellular component: high-affinity iron permease complex; plasma membrane. NCBI's taxonomy places the organism in Eukaryota, Fungi, Mucoromycota, Mucoromycetes, Mucorales, Choanephoraceae. Gene Ontology annotation, molecular function: ferrous iron transmembrane transporter activity. The transcript is spliced from 3 exons. The coding region runs from base 123 to 1280 and encodes 385 amino acids. The record is from RefSeq and is a predicted model, not a curated record. Gene Ontology annotation, biological process: iron ion transmembrane transport.